Messenger RNA from Phyllopteryx taeniolatus (common seadragon), 2433 nucleotides. Its product is annotated as actin, cytoplasmic 1-like. The coding region runs from base 289 to 1410 and encodes 373 amino acids. The record is from RefSeq and is a predicted model, not a curated record. The transcript has 10 exons. Lineage: Eukaryota; Metazoa; Chordata; Actinopteri; Syngnathiformes; Syngnathidae.
CAUACCCUCUCUACUACGAACAAAGCCAAAGUGGGCCAAGCCAGACUGCUUCACUGACGCAGUAUUGCACCUGAACGCACCUGACACACACCUGCACAGGGUAUUGAAUCGAUCGCAAUUGGACUGUUCUGGUUGUAUUAGAAGGUGUUUUCCCUCUCAUCCAAGCAUGCUUCAUUAGUUCAUCCAACAAGGCUCUGAACUAGCCGAGGUCAGGUCCCGCCUUAUAAAGCCACAUUCACGGUCACAGAUAUUACAGUGUGGAACGUGAAGAUUGUGACCCCAAGUGAAAUGGACGGGGACAUCGCAACUGUGGUGCUUGACAAUGGCUCGGGCAUGUGCAAGGCCGGUUUUGCCGGAGACGACGCCCCCCGAGCCUGCUUUCCCUCUGUUGUGGGCCACCCACGACUGGGCAUGAUGGUGGGCAUGGGCCAGAAGGACUGUUUUGUGGGUGACGAGGCUCAGAGCAGGAGAAGAUACCUGACCCUGAAGUAUCCCAUCGAAAAGGGCAUCGUCACCAACUGGGACGACAUGGAGAAGAUCUGGCAUCACACCUUCUACAACGAGCUCCGAAUCGCCCCUGAGGAACACUCCGUCCUGCUGACUUCACCACUCAACCCCAAGUCCAACAGGGAGAAGAUUACACAGGUGAUGUUCGAGACCUUCAAAUUGCCCGGCAUGUACGUGGCCAUGCAGGCCGUCCUCUCGCUGUACGCCAUAGGUCGCACCACAGGUAUUGUCGUGGGCUCUGGUGACGGCGAAACCCACAUGGUGCCCAUCUGCGAGGGCUAUGCUCUCCCUCAUGCCAUCCUGCAUCUGAACCUGGCGGGCAGAGACCUGACCGGCUACCUAAUAAAGAUCCUGAGUGAGCGAGGCUACAGCUUCACCAGCACAGCUGACCAUGAGGUUGUGCGGGACAUGAAGGAGAAGCUCUGCUAUGUAGCACAGGAUUUCGAGAAGGAGAUGGAGACGGCGGUGACAUCGUCCUCGCUGGACAAGAGCUACGAGCUUCCUGACGGUCAGGUUGUCACCAUCGGCAAUGAGAGGUUCCGAUGCCCUGAGCCACUCUUUAAGCCAAACCUCCUUGGAAUGGAGUCGAGUGGUGUCCACCAGACAGCUUUCGACAGCAUCAUGAAAUGUGACAUGGACACCCGGAAGCACCUGUACGCCAACAUGGUGCUGUCGGGUGGCAGUACCAUGUGCCCUGGGAUGGCCGAGAGGAUGCAGAAGGAGCUCACUUACCUGGCCCCUCCUACUGUGAAGGUCAAGAUCAUCGCCCCCCCGGCGAGGAAGUACUCGGUGUGGAUCGGCGGCUCCAUCCUGGCUUCGCUCGACACCUUCCAGAAGAUGUGGAUCACCAAGCAGGACUACGACGAGAUCGGCCCCUGUGUCGUCCACCGCAAGUGCUUCUAGAUACAGCAACAGCGGUCAAAAUUCAGCGUUUGACUCUAUCUAUCAUCUAAUAUGAUAACUUGACUAAUUAGUGCCUCAAUUUACAAUUUUUCCGAUUUAUAAGUCAUGGCUUGGUCAAUGUUAUUUUGCUUUGUGUCGCAAGCAGUGGCGGCCCUGGACCAAAUGGCGCCCUGUGCCCCCCCACCCCCCGCCACGAUUGUCUGGGGUGGGGUGAGCGUGCUGUACAUUGCUGCCAGAAAAAUAACUCCCAAAACGAUGCACCCUGCGCAAUGAACCUUGGGGCGGGGGUGGGGGGGUGUGCGAGUCGCUGCCCCCGAGACAAUGCCUUGGGUGUCUGCCCAUAUCGCCCAUAUCAGAAACUGCCCAUGGUUGCAAGCCAAAUUUGGAGUUGCGAGCGAGCUUCAGAUGUGCUUCCAUGCGAGUAAAGUGAAACAAAAUGGAGCAGUUAAGGUACUGUAAUGCUCUUGCAUGUGGGCAGGGACAGCUACAGUCCCCAAUGCACUUUCAGUCAUUUAUUAAAAGUGAAAAUAAAAAUGAACACACUUGCAAGGAGCUGCUGUUGGGCACAUCUCACGUCAAAAGACUCACGAAGACUAACAGGCUGUAUUCCUGAUGUCACUCACUAGGCCACACCCUUUAGAAGCACAAAUCCAACAAAGCAGUUGUUGUUAUGAUUUGGUUUGUCCAAACAUACUGUAAUUACAUUUUAUAAAAGCAGCCUUUUUUGCAUUCUACAGUAAAGUGAUUUAUUAUUUAUUUUAUUUUAUUUUAUUUUAUUUUUUUGUGGGGGGGCUGGAACAGAUUAAUCGUAUAUGAUUUCAUUUCAAUUGGAAAUAUUGAUUUGAGUCAAGGUACCACUGUAUCUAUUUAUCUACUGCAUUUGUGAAGGCUGAUCAAGUGUGUACUGUAUUUAUUUUACAAUCUGUACAAUGAAUAAACAAUUAUUGACUGAUACUGAUCAUGAAUUUGUCCUGCUGUAUUCAUCACAUCUGUGAAAACUGAUUAAAUAUAUUUGUGAAAAGA